UUUUUCAUUAUUUUCUUUAUUUUUAUUGUAAAUUGACAUAUUUUUGUUGCAUAUAUUUAUGGCGUAUUAGGUGAUGUUAUGAUUUAUGAAUAUGUGGAAUAAUUAAAUGAAACUAAUUAACAUUCAAAUGAUAUAUUAACAAAUGAUAGGUAACAAAUACCUAUCUUUUUUAUGCUGAGAACAUUUGAAAUUUACUCUUUCAGCAAUUUUUUAAUGUACAAUACAGUAUUAUUAACCAAUUCACAAUGCUGUUCAAUAGAUCUCAAAAAAGCAAAACAAAUUUUAUUCCUCUUGUCUGAGGCUCUGUACUCUUUAAUAAUCAUCUUCCCAUUUUUCCCCACCCAAGCUCGGAAGUAUGUAAAAAAUCUCAGUGCUUAGGAUGUUCCAUAUACCAAUUUUUGUAAUGAUACUUCUCUCUCCAAAGUAUGUAGAUAAGACCAAAAAAACCAAAACAAUGAAAAUAAAUAUAUCUUUAUUUGCAUGUUAGCAAAUGAGAAUUCAGUGUUUCCUUUGUCACCAACUACAAAAGACUUCAGCCUACUGUGUAUAAGGCACACAGCAUCUGGAUGAAGCUCAGUUGAGCUGUUUGGGGAAAUACAGAGAUUUUCAUGAAGAAAGAAAGCUAUAAACCCAGUGAUUAGCAAAUCUUGGUGGUUGCUGGUUUAACAAUAUAUACACGAGUUUUUUUUUUUUAAAGGACUAUAUUAUUGAAUUUUCAAGAAUCAGAUAUACAUAGCAUUUUAGAUGAAUGCAUUAAGAAGUCUUCAGCAGUGAUAUUAGACAUUGGAGUAUUCUCUUACAGGCAAUGAGUGGUGUCAUAAAGAGCAUAUUAACAUUCAUUUUCAUUGUGGAAUUUAUAAUUGGAAAUUUAGGAAAUGGUUUCAUAGCGCUGGUGAACUGUAUCAAUUGGGUCAAGAGAAGAAAGAUCGCUUUAGCUGAUCAGAUUCUUACUGCUUUGGCAAUCUCCAGAACUGGUCUGGUUUGGUUAAUAUUUGUAAGUUGGUAUGUAUCUGUGCUUCACCCAGCUUUAUUUUUGACUGAAAAAAUGUUAAGAAUGUUUAUUAAUACCUGGGUGGUGACCAAUCAUUUUAGUGUCUGGUUUGCUGCAAGUCUCAGUACUUUUUAUUUUUUCAAGAUAGCCAAUUUUUCUAACUCGAUUUUUCUCUACCUGAAGUGGAAAGUUAAAAAGGCGGUUUUAGUGCUGCUUCUUGUGACUUUGGUUCUUUUGUUUUUAAAUAUUGCACUGAUAAACGUCCAUAUAAAUGCCAGGAUCAAUGAAGAUAGUGGAAACAGAACUUGCAGUUCUGGUCCAAAUAACUUUGCACAAUUUUCCAGUCCUGUUUUAUUAACCAGCACUGUGUUCUUUUUGAUACCAUUUACUUUGUCCCUGGCAAAUUUUCUUCUGCUCACCUUCUCCUUGUGGAAACAUGUCAAGAAGAUGCACCACACUGUCAAAGGAUCCGGAGACGCCAGCACCAAGGCCCACAGAAAAGUCAUACAAAUUGUGAUCACUUCCCUCCUACUCUACGCCAUUUUCUCUGUGUCUUUUUUCCUACCACUUUGGAUCUCUGAAUUGUUGGAGGAAAAUCUAAUUUUUAUUUUUUGCCAAGUAUUGACAAUGUCUUAUCCUUCAGGUCAGUCAUGUGUCCUGAUUCUUGGAAACAAGAAGCUGAGACAGGCCUUUCUGUCAGUGCCGCGGUGGCUGACGUGCAGGUUCAAAGACGGGGAGCCCUCAGGCCAUAGAGAAUUUAGGGAAUCAUCUUGAAUAUAUUAGAAAAAUAUAGUUCCUAAGAAAUUCUUGUACAUUAUGUCAAUUUAUACUUCCUCAAGUUUCUUUCUUUUUAUAUAACUUUGUGAAUUUUACAAAGGUAUGUUUGGAAUUAACACCAUUCAAACUAUCACAAAUUACAAUAUAAGAAAGUAUGUAUAUUUACCAUACACAGAAGAAUGUGAAUGCCAUAAAGAGUUCUAAUAAAAACAGAUAAUACAAAUUUUGUAUCAAUCAUUAACCUUUUUUGAGAUUUUUAAAUGAGAAACCUAUAAUGUAUAUGUGUAUUGUAUGGGUGUGACACAGUUACUGAAAAUAGGCUGCUUAAAACUACAUCUCAAUCUGGUAGAUAAAGCACAUAAAAUAAUAUGAAAUUUUAGUACCAUAUUAAAUUUACUCAAUUUUUGUAUAAUAUUUAGUACCUGAUUAAUGUGUAUACAAAAAAGUAAUUGGCUUUGUUUGUUGAAUUAGAAGCCAGCUGUUUUACUAAACUAUCAUGUGCUUUGUUCAUUCUGUCUUUGCAGAUAGAAAAUUUUAUCAUCUGCAUGUAGUGAUUUAUAAUGAUUAUUUUAGUUCUUCAUUUUAGUACUUAGAAUUCUUUUUUUUUUUUUGGUAUCUGUUUGUAUAAUGAAAUGGUUUGAACAUUCAAAGUGUCAAGUAAUUGAAGCGGUAACUGCUAUCUUUGCAAAUGGAGUGUUUUUUAGUGUUUUAACAAUUAACAUUAUACUGACUUUAGCUUUGAGAUAAAUUCUUUUAAAAAUAAUCUUCAGAGAGAAUCUUUGUCUUCUUAUUUUUCACUUUGUGGUAUUAUAAUAAAAUCUCCGUUAAAUAUAUCAAA
Messenger RNA from Sapajus apella (tufted capuchin), 2606 nucleotides. It is a transcript of the gene TAS2R14, whose product is annotated as taste 2 receptor member 14. Bases 806 to 1765 code for a protein of 319 amino acids. Gene Ontology annotation, molecular function: G protein-coupled receptor activity; bitter taste receptor activity. NCBI's taxonomy places the organism in Eukaryota, Metazoa, Chordata, Mammalia, Primates, Cebidae. Gene Ontology annotation, cellular component: membrane. Gene Ontology annotation, biological process: G protein-coupled receptor signaling pathway; sensory perception of taste; detection of chemical stimulus involved in sensory perception of bitter taste. The transcript has a single exon. The record is from RefSeq and is a predicted model, not a curated record.